AUGCCACCGCCGGAGGACCCAGUCGAGCGGGCGACGACGCCCGCAUCCAAGCCUCGUUCUGCAGAUGGACCCAAGUCUCCUGAGAAGUCACGUACGGCAACAUCGUCAAGACUAGCUACCAAGACGACUGUACCACCGCCAAAGAAGCCUUCAACAUUGACACGUAGCCCCCCAACUUCGUCAAAGCCAUCCUCGUCAAUACGGAGCCCUCCAUCCGGGUCCAAGCCUUCUACUUCCACUCGAAGCCCUCCAGCUACUUCAGCUCGCGAACGCGCGAAAGCAGCAGCUGCCUCAAGUACUGCUCCUAGCAGACGUCCACCGAUAUCUGCUACUGCAGCGACAUCGUCAAGUGCGAGGAGGACGUCCACCAUCGGAGCAGCACCACGACUUGCAACACAUUCGCGGACCGGGUCAAAGUCAGGACCUACAAAACCAGAGCCAAGGCUGAGAGACGGUGGGACUACGAAGUCGAAAGCCGCUGGAAAUGACAAAAAAGAAGAUACUAUUACUUCGGGAAAAAAGGGCAUUGACGAAGCCGAGGCUCCACUCGAUGACGAGAAAUCUAUAGAAGAUGGCGUCAAAUCACCUUUGCAGGAUGAAGCGCCGAAAGACGUUGAAGGCGCUACUCCGAUUGAAGUAGCGCCGUUGAAGGACGAAGAGAUCCGAAAGCUGCAACAAAAGAUCGAGGAGCUCGAACGGAUCCAAAUGAGCAACGCCGAGAACGAAAAAGAGCUUUUUGAAUCGAAAGAUGAAAUUAUAAAGGACUUGAGACGGACUCUCGAAGAGACGCAGCAGACCCAGAUAUCAGAACUUAGCGAUGCUAAAGCUGCCAAAGAAGAGAAAGACCUAGAGAUACAAAAUCUUCAACAAUCGGCUGCUGCUCUUGAGAGGAAAUUCGAGGCUGAAAAGGAAGCAAAAGAGCAUGAGAUCGCUGAAGCCACUCAGAAGCGCGAACGAACAUUCUCAGAUUCUGCCUCAAGACAUCAGCAAGAGCUUCGGGAUAUGAUUGCAAGGAAUGAAGAUCGGGCAAAGGAGAUACGGAGGAGACAUGUUGAAGAAAUAUCGGAGGUCGAAACGAAGCACAAGCAGCACCUAAACGAGACCGUCUCGAAGUACGACAUGGAGAUGGAGACAAGAUCUGCGGACCACGAACACAAGCUAGCUGAAGAAAGAGCAGCGCGCGACACAGAGCGAGAAGACCUUGUGGCUAAACACAAAAAUGAAAUAGAACAAUUGUCUAGCAAAGAUGAUGAGUCAACAACAAAAGCUGCUGAACGUCACGAAGAUGAAAUGAAGGAAUCGAAAAAAUCGCAUCAGCGCGAGCUUGAAGAGGCAGACUUAAUGCAUGCGAAUCAAUUGAAAAAGGCCAGUGCCCAGCACAAGCAACAAUUAGAGAAUGUUCAAAGUGAACAACGGGAAUUGCACGAGCACGUCUCCAAGUUACAGCAGGAGAUAUUGGACAAACAACUUCGCCACAAAGACGAGCUUGAGAGAACAUAUUCUCAGCACAAGGACGAGAGCGAGAAAACUUCAAUUCAACAUCAGGAAUUGAAAACUGCUCUGAUUAGACGUGAGGAUGAACAACAGAGCUUGGCCAGACAACACGCAGAUGAAAUGACAGCUCUGAAGGAGAAAUUUGAGCAUCAGGACAACGAAGUGCUCUCGAAACUGAAGCAAGAAAUAGCUAACAUGAAAGCGACUCAUGAACAAACUUUUUCAGACAUAACGGCGAGCCACAAGAAUGAAAUCAAUAGUAUUCAUGGUCAGCUUGAAGCCAAAGUUCAGGAAGCGAAGUUCUUAAUGGAAGCUUCAAAGAAGGCUGAAACUGAUCGGAACUCUGCUGAUGUUGAAGCAGCUAAGGAGUAUAAUGAGCAACUCCACGCGUUGAAAGCAGCUGUCGAAAAAGCAGAGAUGGACAAGAAAUCCAUUGAUGCUAAGCUUCUCGAAAAGCACAAACAGGAGUUGGACUCUUUGCGGGCGGACGUAGAAACGGUGGAGACAGAACGGAGCUCCGCUUCUAAGGAACUUGCCGAAAAGCACAAGCAAGAACUCGAGGCUGUGUCCUCAAAACUUGAGAAGGAAGCCGCGAAUUUGCGCGAUGACAAGAACGCCCUUACGGAUCAAUUAGAAAUGCUGCGCGCUGCUUUCGAGGAGGCCAAGAAUGGCCAUGAGAAUGAUAUGAAGAAUUUGACCGGAAGCCAUGAUCGUCAAAUUGACGAGCACACUGCGAAGCACGAGCGAACGAUCAAAGAGAUUACUUUAGAGCAUAGCACAGUGCUGGAGGGGCUCCGUCGAGAACACGAGUCAUCCAACGCGGAAACAGAGCGACUACAGAAAGCCACGAAAGAUCUGGCAGCGCAGCAAGGUGAGGCUAGCGACAAGACCAUUGCAACACAUCAGCAAAGGCUGCAGGACACGAUCAGCAAGCAUGAACAUGAGCUAACACACCUUCGAAAUGAGCAUGAGGUCGCACUUGCUCAACUUUCGCCGCUGAAGGAACAGCUGGAACGCUCAGAAGGCGAGCAGCAAAUGGCUCUAAAGAAUCUUUCCUCGGAAUUCGAGCAAGAACGUGAUAGCUUACGCAAGGCUCGAGAUGAGGCCUUGGCGCAGAAGGCGAAAGGCGAGUCCAACCAGAAGCUUGCUGACAUGGAGAAGCAAGAUUUGGUGAAGAACGCACAGGUGCUGCGCCGCGCUCUUGAUGGCAAACAACGAGAACAGGAAGAGCAUAAAGCAAAGCAAGAUGCCACGGUGAAGGAACUUGAUUUGCUCAAGGACCAAUUGAGAGAUCUGCAGGAAAAUCAGGGUAAUACUUCCGCUGAAAUUAUUUCCCAGCAUCAGCAGGAGCUGAAACAAGUGCAGGAGCAGCACAUGAACGCCGCCAAGGAGAAAGCGAAACUUCAGCAGAACUCGAAGACUCUAUCUCAGGAGCUUGAUGCCGCAAAGCAAGAAAUUAGCUCCUUUAGCAAACGGCUCGGAGCUGCCGAGAAUGAGUACGCCGGUCAGAGACACAAGCUGGUAAAGGAACACGAUAUGAAAGUCCUAGACAUGACCGAACAGCUUGAUAAAGCCGAGACUGAGCGGACUUGGUUCGAAACCAAGUUGAAAGACGUCCAAGAAAAGCACGCGGUCGCGACCAGUACGAAGACAGACUCCCACCAGAGCGCUCUGGCCGAUCUCCGGAAAGAGCGCGACAAAGCCAGAUUCGAAAUCUCCCUUCUUCGAGACAAAGUCAGCGACCUGGAGCAGAAGCAUGUCGAAGCCAAUCAGUCUGCAACGACGCACGACGGGACAGUGGAUCAGCUGCGCAAAGACCAUGACACUGCGAAGAAGGGGCAUGCUACUGCUCAAACCGAGAUUGAUGAGCUAAGGAAGCAACUGGCUGAGCAACGACAGAGCCAGCCGCCGCCGCCAGAUAAUACACAGCUGCAUGCAGACUUAAAGAAGUAUAUGAUGACGCUAAAACGGCAGUAUGGCACUGACAAGGCUGAUUUGGAAGCACUGAAGAAGGAUAUUGAUGCCGAGAGCGAGCGGAAGGAGGAGGAUUGGAAGAAGCAGGAAGAGAUGCGGGCGGUGAUUGCGGCGGAGCUAGAGAAGAUUGUUGGUGAGAGGAAAUGA
Messenger RNA from Bacidia gigantensis, 3615 nucleotides. RefSeq lists its product as uncharacterized. Bases 1 to 3615 code for a protein of 1204 amino acids. The transcript has a single exon. NCBI's taxonomy places the organism in Eukaryota, Fungi, Ascomycota, Lecanoromycetes, Lecanorales, Ramalinaceae. The record is from RefSeq and is a predicted model, not a curated record.